Lottia gigantea (owl limpet) is the source of this 348-nucleotide messenger RNA. RefSeq lists its product as hypothetical. The record is from RefSeq and is a predicted model, not a curated record. Gene Ontology annotation, biological process: regulation of transcription by RNA polymerase II. The annotation marks the transcript as partial. Gene Ontology annotation, molecular function: RNA polymerase II cis-regulatory region sequence-specific DNA binding; DNA-binding transcription factor activity, RNA polymerase II-specific. The transcript has a single exon. NCBI's taxonomy places the organism in Eukaryota, Metazoa, Mollusca, Gastropoda, Lottiidae.
AGACGCUAUACAGGACGUGCAACAUGCGAUUGUCCAAACUGUCACGAAGCGGACCGACUUGGACCAGCUGGUGAUCAUCUGAGAAAACGAAACGUCCAUAGCUGUCAUAUACCAGGUUGCGGAAAAGUGUACAACAAAACGUCACAUUUGAAAGCACAUUUACGCUGGCAUACGGGUGAGCGUCCGUUUGUCUGUAAUUGGUUGUUUUGUGGUAAGCGUUUUACGCGAUCCGAUGAGCUUCAACGCCAUUUAAGAACACACACUGGAGAAAAACGGUUUGCGUGUCCUGUUUGUAACAAACGGUUUAUGAGAAGUGAUCAUCUAGCGAAACAUGUAAAAACUCACAAC